UUUUUAUAUAACUAUGAAGAACAAGUUGUGUUUAGUUGUGCUUUUAGUUGUUUCUUUUGGUGAAAUAGCCGAGCUGUCCAGUGAUUUCAAGACGCUACUCAGGGAUAUAACGCCGAAUUUCGAAGAAAACUUGAACCGCGCUUUUAGAAAUGAAGCAGUUCGAAAUCACCACAAAAGAAAAACCUACGUACACAAAAUCGAUAACACAUUUAUGUCAUUGGGAGAAACUAAAAUCGAGCUACGCAACCUGAAAUUCCCAUGGAUUCCCGAUUUCCGUAUCAACUACAUGUCGGCAAAUCUGCCGAUGCUGUGUCUGGAUGUCAGCUUUAAGCUGGGAGCGUUGCGCAUCGAUGGCGAGUUUGAAGCUAACAACUUUACCCUGCAAAAGCUGCUACCGGUCUCCAACAACGGUAAAAUAGCAAUAUUAUUCAAAGAAGUAGUUGUUCAAGGAAAAAUAGGAUUAUUAAUAGAAGAAGAUUCACUUAAACCCACAAAUUAUGAUCUGAACUUUAUCAAUAAUGAAACAGAAAUAACUGUGAGCUACUUCGUUGACGACGAAAAUGAAAUUGAAAACAAAAUUACCAAGUCAAAUGGAGAACAAAGCUUAGGGGAUUCUGUAUGGGGACAGCUGACUGAUAUUUUAACAGAAUUACUUCAUCGCCAACUGGCUGAAGUGGUGGUGGAAUUUUCUUUGACUGAAUUAUUAGUGGAUCAGGAUGAACAUCUUAGGGAUAUAUUUCGCGAGCACUCCAAUCGUGCCAACCGCCUACUUGACUCUUUAUUAUGUAAAGCCAAAGACUACUUGGUGGCGAAAAAUCACCGAUCCGUUAAAACUCCGGCAUUUGACGUGAUUUUCCGGGGAAAACCCUCCGGCCUUGAGCAGGGCAUGUUGAAAACAGAAGACGGCUACGUGCAGGACCUGUCGACGCUAUCCAGGAUGCAAGGACUCAGCUUGUACGAGGACGAUAACGACCUUGUCGUUUAUGGCAGUUUAACUUUAAGGGAAUUUAAGCAUGGGUAUGAGAAAUACCGAAGCACCUUUGAAGGCAACAAAAUCAGCGGAAGCAUUAGGACCAGCAUAUAUAAAAACAAAAUUUUCGUCAAAAUAGUAAUUCGAAAAAAACCGGAGCUUUGCCAUACACGCUUGGAAACUGUACAAGCUAACACUGUCAAAGACAUUGAUGUGGACGCCUCUGGACUGGCAUCCCUCAGCUGGCUUGUCCCAAGACUUGAAGCUUGGGUAAUUGCUAAUCUUCGAUAUCAAACAUUACCGGUUUUGGAAAAAUACAUCAAAGAAGCAUUUGACCAUGCCAUCAACAGCACUGACUGUAUUGCUCUCAUCGCUGAUGCUUGAUCUACUCAUGAAAAAAACCCUGCCCGGUUUUUAUCUAUUAAAUUAAG
Molecule: messenger RNA, 1401 nt
Organism: Brassicogethes aeneus
Lineage: Eukaryota; Metazoa; Arthropoda; Insecta; Coleoptera; Nitidulidae
Source: the annotation of a GenBank genome assembly